CCGCUCUCAGUCUGAGAGGGGCAGCACUGAAGCAAGAAGCCGGUCACAGCUCCCGCAGCCCCCCGCUUAGCCUCAGAAAUGAACAACAACUUAGUCGGAGAUGAAGUCGGGAAACUUUUUGUGGGUGGGUUGGACUGGAGUACCACACAAGAGACGCUGAGAAACUACUUCUCACAAUACGGGGAAGUGGUGGAUUGUGUCAUCAUGAAGGACAAAACUACAAAUCAGUCGCGAGGCUUUGGCUUUGUCAAAUUCAAAGACCCCAAUUGUGUACGGACAGUGCUGGAGACAAAGCCGCAUAAUCUCGAUGGAAGAAAUAUUGACCCGAAGCCAUGCACUCCCAGAGGAAUGCAACCUGAAAAGUCUCGGACCAAGGAGGGCUGGAAGGGCAGCAAAGCCGAUAGCAAUAAAUCAAAGAAGAUAUUUGUAGGUGGAAUCCCCCAUAACUGCGGCGAGCCUGAACUCAGGGACUAUUUCAAUAGAUUCGGAGUGGUCACAGAGGUGGUAAUGAUCUAUGAUGCAGAGAAGCAGAGGCCCCGAGGUUUUGGAUUUAUUACUUUCGAGGCCGAACAAUCAGUGGACCAGGCUGUCAACAUGCAUUUUCACGACAUCAUGGGCAAAAAAGUGGAAGUAAAGAAGGCUGAACCUCGUGACAGCAAAGCUCCUGGCCAGCUUGGCCCUGGCCAGUGGGCACCCAGGGGCAUCUUGAGUGCAGCUAAUGGUUGGACAGCACAGCCUGCCCACGGCUGGCAACAGCCUUACGGGCCACAGGGCGUGUGGGUGUCAACUACCGGCCAACCCAUAGGUGGGUAUGGACCUCCGUUAUCAGCAGGCCGGGGAACCCCCACACAGCCUCCGUCACCUUUCAGCGCAUUCCUAGUCACAACCCCAGCGGGCAGCUUCGCUGCACCUCAGGGCUACCCUCAACAGGGCUACAGCACAGCACCUCAGUUUGGUUACAGUUUUGGCACACCCCAAGCAGACCAGUAUGCUCCACAGGUUCCUCCUCCGCCCACCACUCCAGGAACUGCACCGCUGGGCUUUGCUCCCGCCACCACACCAACUCAGGACUUGAGCAAAGCUCCCACUGGGCAGCCCGACUUCUCUUAUAGCCAGUAUGGCUUGGGUAACUACCCUCAGGACCCCUCUGCCUACGGACCAACGCGUCCUUCUCACAGUUAUGGUCAGGAUGAGCAGGGAGGAUAUAGUGCAGGAUACGGUCAGGACCUGACGGCAUUCGGCCACACGUUCGCAGACCCCAACCAGCAGACGGCCUCAUACGGGGCACCGACAGCACAGCCCGCCACCGCUCCACAGCCCGCCGCCAGUGCAUUCGGUAGAGGGCAGAACCACAACGUACAGGGCUUCCACCCGUAUCGACGCUGACCGCGACUUCUGGGGCAAGGCCGCCGUGUAAAGUUGAAAACAAAAACAAAAACAAAAAAAGUCAGGGAAAAAAUGUGUGUUCUCGCUAAAAAGCAAAACUGGAGUUUGGGAUUUGUUCGAUGGGAAUGUUGACUGCACACAGUUUGUGAAACAGAAACCUUUGUGAAAGCAGGUAUUCCAGUAAAGUUAAAAAGGGGUGUAAAAAAAUCCCCAGGGGUUGUUUUUGUUUUUUUUUUUUUAAAUUGCAUAACUAAAGGAACAUUCAGCAGAAAGAAGCUUUUAUCCUCCACCCCCCACCCCAUGUUUUAUAGUAGAACUUAACUACUUUGCAAUAAUUUUGAUUGUCUGGUCAAACACUAGCACAGAGACUAUAUGGAAAGAGACUUGCAUAUAAAUAUGUAUAUUUAUGGUGGACACAAAUGAAAACAGGGUUUCAAGUUUCCUCAGCUUUAAAUUCUAGGGAAAAAUGUUUUUAUUUUUCAUUUGGUGAAUUUUGUUUACUUUCUGAGCCUUUAAAGUUUGUUUAAAAUGGAGAUUAUGAAUAUAUAUAUUAUACACAAACUGUGCAAUUUUUUAAAAAGAGAAUUUUGUACUAUAAAUGUACACUUUGCUUGUUUUUUUAUUUAAAGAUGUAGACUUCCCUCAGGUGGCUGUUUUGGGUGCAUUUUGCACUUAUGCAAAAAGAAAAAAAGGACAAAUUAUUACAAAAAUAAAUGUUUU
Messenger RNA from Scomber japonicus (chub mackerel), 2106 nucleotides. It is a transcript of the gene dazap1, whose product is annotated as DAZ associated protein 1. NCBI's taxonomy places the organism in Eukaryota, Metazoa, Chordata, Actinopteri, Scombriformes, Scombridae. Gene Ontology annotation, molecular function: RNA binding. The transcript is spliced from 13 exons. Gene Ontology annotation, cellular component: cytoplasm. The record is from RefSeq and is a predicted model, not a curated record. The coding region runs from base 79 to 1386 and encodes 435 amino acids.